CUCCUGCUUCUCUCUACAGCCUGACAGGCUGCAGUAUUGGAGAUGAAGGCUUCAGAGCUCUUGCAUCAGCACUGAGAUCAAACCCCUCACACAUGAGAGAGCUGCAGCUGAGAGGGAAUAAAGCAGGAGACUCAGGAGUGAAGCAUCUUUCUUCUCUUCUGGAGGAUCCCAACUGUAAACUGGAGAAACUAUACCUGCAGAACUGCAGUAUUGGAGAUGAAGGCUUCAGAGCUCUUGCAUCAGCACUGAGAUCAAACCCCUCACACAUGAGAGAGCUGCAGCUGAGUUUUAAUAAAGCAGGAGACUCAGGAGUGAAGCAUCUUUCUUCUCUUCUGGAGGAUCCCCACUGUAAACUGGAGACACUAGGCAUGGAGCCUCAGGACACUCAGGAUGACCGCUGCUCUCUGAGCUGAAGAACAAUCCAGACUGGAAACAUCUACAAAUACACAGACUCUAAUGAAUCCAUCUCAUUGUGUUUGUGAAAAGUGAAGGUCUUGCUUUCACCAAACUCACUGUUUGUGAGUACUGAUUCACUACACGUAACUCCACAUAGCAUUUACACUGAUAAACUACAGUUCCCAACAUGCAUCACAUUCUCCAACAUUUACACUGAUAACCUACAGUUCCCAACAUGCAUCACAUUCACCAACUGGCGUUGUCUCAAAGCCUGUAGCCGUAGCGACCGCUAAGGUUCAUAUAGUUACUGUAAAACAGCCACAUGUCAGUUCAGUAAACUUCAUAAUCUUGCAUAUAAAGUGUGUGUAUGGAUGAAGUGUGUGUAUGAAUUGUUUUUGUGUUGUUUGUUAUAUUAUUAGUGAUGAUUGGGCAACAUCAUCAUAUGUGUUUAAUCAUCUUUAUGUGUAAAUCAGGGCUGUCAAACAUCUCAUUUGUCUCUCCCUCUCAUUGGUGUGCAGAUUUCAUCACAUUCAUAUUUGAAGUAAUAUACAUUUUACAAAUUCACUUCUGUAAAUACAAAAAUGUAACUGGUGUUGUAUAAAGAAUGUUUUCAAUGUAA
Molecule: messenger RNA, 1015 nt
Organism: Alosa alosa (allis shad)
Lineage: Eukaryota; Metazoa; Chordata; Actinopteri; Clupeiformes; Clupeidae
Product: ribonuclease inhibitor-like
Exons: 3
Coding region: 93-413 (106 amino acids)
Molecular function (GO): protein binding
Source: RefSeq, a predicted model, not a curated record